Messenger RNA from Leptopilina boulardi, 3138 nucleotides. RefSeq names its product TOM1-like protein 2. Gene Ontology annotation, cellular component: endosome; membrane. The record is from RefSeq and is a predicted model, not a curated record. Lineage: Eukaryota; Metazoa; Arthropoda; Insecta; Hymenoptera; Figitidae. The transcript has 8 exons. Gene Ontology annotation, biological process: signal transduction. Bases 225 to 1829 code for a protein of 534 amino acids. Gene Ontology annotation, molecular function: clathrin binding; phosphatidylinositol binding; ubiquitin binding.
UUUUGACAGAUGUCACACAACUGUCACCUGCUGACAGAAGAACGUCACAGUUACGGACACUAGCCCAUCAAUAAUUUGAUAUGAUUUAAUUGUUUGAACUGAAUGCAAUUUAAUAAUUAUUUCAAUAGCCAAGUGUGUGACGUGAAUAUCUGUAAAUUUCACAUAUGACACAGUGAAUCAAGAAAUUUGCUGCAAGUUAAACGCAGUAACAACACACUUCCAGUAUGUCGUUUUUCGGUGUUAAUGUAAAUCCAUUUUCCACACCAGUCGGUCAAAGAAUAGAGCAAGCCACUGAUGGCAGUCUCUCGAGUGAAAAUUGGGCCCUAAAUAUGGAAAUAUGCGAUAUAAUUAAUGAGACAGAAGAAGGUCCGCGUGAUGCAAUUAAAGCCAUAAAGCGCAGACUCAAUCAGUCUGCUGGAAAAAAUUACACCAUCGUCAUGUACACCCUUACUGUUUUAGAAACAUGUGUGAAAAAUUGUGGAAAGCGAUUUCACGCAUUGUCCUGCUCACGAGAAUUUGUACAAGAAUUAGUGAAGUUAAUUGGACCAAAAAAUGAACCACCAACUGCCGUUCAAGAGAAAGUAUUGAAUCUUAUUCAAACUUGGGCAGACACUUUUCGUACUUUACCUCAUACACAAGGUGUAAUACAAGUCUAUCAAGAGCUUAAAGCCAAAGGCAUACAAUUUCCCAUGACUGAUUUAGAUGCCAUGGCACCAAUAAUAACACCUGAAAGGAACCAAGGAAUCCAAAGUGUAUUAAAAUUUCAGAGCGUGCCUGAAACGGAACAAAAUUUAACCACUAAUCCAACAGAGGACCAAGCCUCAAUAAUAGCGGGGCCACAACAAAUGCAAUCAGCCAAUCAAUUGAUUCAAUUGAGUGAUCAACAACUUGCCAAACUACAAAGUGAAUUGGACGUUGUUCAAGGAAAUAUGCGAGUUCUAUCGGAAAUGCUCGCUUAUCUCACAAGUCCUGAACAAGCAGCAAAUCAAACACCAGAUGCAGCGGAUCUUGAAUUAUUGACUGAACUAUAUAAUACUUGUAAAGCAAUGCAACAACGUGUUGUGGAUCUAAUUGGAAAAUUGGAAAAUGAUGAAAUGACUGCAGAAUUAUUACGCGUCAAUGAUGAAUUGAAUAAUCUCUUUUUGCGUUAUUCACGAUAUACAAAGAAUAAAGUAGCACCUAGUGCUCUAUUGGCACAGGCGAUAGGUCGUCCACCAAAUGCCGAAGCAAGUGCUAUUAAACAGGAGGGCGAUUCUUUAAUUGAUUUAUCAGAUGGAGUUGAACCGCUUGAGAAACGUGUUGACGCUAUUCAAAUUUGCCCGAAAAAAGAAGGCGAAAGCGAUGAGUUCGAUAUGUUUGCUCAGUCGCGAAACACUAAUUAUGAAACAUCUAAAAGCAGUGGCAGCAAAUAUGAAGAUAAUAUGGAGCAGGUGAGCGGAGAUGGACUAAGUACAGCGAUUUUAAAUCGCAAUAAUCCUAAACACUCACAACAGACUGCUUCUACUGUUCCUGCUGCUGCUACUACUACCACUACAUCCAGUUCCACUGUGCGUAACUCGCUUGAAUUCAUUUCAAACAGUAGACUCAAUCGAGAAUCUGAAUUCAGUGAAAUGGCAGCUUGGUUAGAUCAUACGCCUGGAGCUCAAGGGGACCAGUCACUGACAUCCUCAGAAUUUGACAGAUUUUUAGCCGAGCGAGCUGCAGCAGCUGAAGCUCUGCCAACUGUUCCAACAACAACCACUACAUCAAGUACAACUACCGCAAGUGGUGGAACCAACAUUCAAAGACAAAUCAAUAAGGACGAAGAUAAAUCUUUGUUCGCUUUGUAAAAUGUAACUACUAUUAUAAUAACUCGUAAACUUUAUUUCAACGAAAAUCAAGCAUGUCAUAAUCAAGACAUUAAGAAUUUAGAAGAAAAAAAUCAGGAUUUUAAAAAUCAACUAUAUGUCUUUCUAGACACUUCAAGAAUUAAAAAAAUGAAAUCAAGUAUAUGCUUUGAGUUAUCAAAAAAAAAAGUGCAGAUUAAUUAGCGGGAACUGCUAAAAACGAGUUGUAUAAAUUUUAAAAGACGUAAAAAGACAGGAAAAAAUAAUUUCUGUCUCAUAUAUAUAUAUAUAUAUAAAAAAAAAUUAUAUAUAAACUGCUUCUCGCUUUCACGUACUUAUGUGCAAAUUAACGAGUUUUACGAUUACGUCGCAAUUCAUCGUCGUUAUUUAUUCUCUCAAAUUAAUUAUUAUGUCUUUAUGGGGAAAAAAAUAAUUGAAGAUAAGAGUAAAUUUUCUUCAAAUUUUUUGCAACUACGUAAUCUAAAGACACUAGUUUAUGUUAUUUGUAUAUAAAAAAAAGUUGCUAAAUAAUACACGUUUGAUUGACGUUAAAGUCACAUUAACGAAAAGAUGAAAUAUAUAAAUAUUUAUAUAUAAAUAUAUAUAAAGAAAAAAAAUCAUGUUUUCCUUACAUUCAAUUCAAAGUGAUAAGAUAAUAACUUAUUAAAAAAAAUGAAAGAAAAAUCUACAAUUUAUUAUUUAUAAAAAUUUACGUCUAUUAAAAAAGAAGACCUUGAUCUACGUUAAUAUGAAUUUUAUCAUACAUAAAUAUCGAAUAUCUAUUUAUAAGGAGUAUGAUAACAAGAUCUAUUAUUAUAUUUUACUUUGGAUAAAAAUUGUAUAGUAUUUAUAUUUUUAUCGUCUAUUGUGCACUCGAAUUAUGUUAAUAAUAUCAUGCAAUAUUCCUGUGGUAAUGGUCAGUAGAUAUUAAUUCGAUUGCUUUUUAAAGUCACUGGCUUGUAAAGUAUAGUAGGGCUCUUUUUAACUUUAUGAUCCAAGAGUAUUUAAUGUUCUACUCGAAUAAUUCUUUUAAGCUAUAGAAGAAAAAACUGUAUUACGUUACGCUGAACAGUAUUAAUAUUACAGUGGAACGUACCAAAAAAGAGAAGAGAAAAAAAAACAUUUUCAAGUCAUGUCUAAGUAUAUUGUUAAAAAAAAGUGAAUCAAUUUUUAUUUGAUUUUAAAAUCAAAUAUCAUACGUUCAUCGAACGCUAAACGUGCAUUUAGUGUUCCAAGUCAGUGGCACAUUAUACAAGUUACCUGUCACAAGUGUAGAAUUUCUUGUUUUGAAUAAUCAAUUUUGUUUACAAAU